Molecule: messenger RNA, 12286 nt
Organism: Sabethes cyaneus
Lineage: Eukaryota; Metazoa; Arthropoda; Insecta; Diptera; Culicidae
Exons: 3
Coding region: 1762-7800 (2012 amino acids)
Source: RefSeq, a predicted model, not a curated record
ACGUGUUUUUACGCCUUUCGUCGGUUUCGCGUUUGGCCGUGUGGACGCGACGUACGUACGUUAACCACCUUGCAGGCAAGCGCGUUUUUGUGCACUGCUGUUUGUUAUCUCCAAUUGUGCCCUGCUACGUGUUAACAAUUUGUGCUUUUGCCAUUUCGUAACAGCACAGAAUCGAAAGGUUUCGUGUGUGGAAAAUUGAUAAAACGGCGACAGCAGCGAGUAGUGUGCCUUUUUUCCGGGUUCGGAUGGUUUGUUAUUAUUGAGGUGAAGUUCGCCUAGUAUACUGUGUACCUACGUGGUGGUGUGAUACUUGUAGAACUAGCAGACGCGACGCCGGGCUGGUUGAGGGGAGCGAAGUUCUCUCCUGCUUUGCACACCGUGCACCGUCUCUCUCCCUAGCCGACCGACCGACGGGUUGGGUGGCGCGCACUUUUUACCACCACCCCACUUCCUGUUUAUGUGUGUAUAGCAGCAGCAGCAGCAGCUUUUCGUCCCCUUUCAAGAGAGUGCUCGACGGGCUUGAGAUUCUAGUGGACAGAAGCCUCACGCGGAAACACACUCUACGGGCUACGUCACCAAACUUCUUGUGCUUUUCUUCACAGUACGUGUUGGAAAAGUUACGGAUACAGUUUUGCUAGUGCAUGUCAGUGGCAACGAUCAACAGUUUCCGCGAAAAGUGCACCGUGCUAUAGUUCUGAAGUGAAACAUUUUCACUUUUACCGGUGUCGGUAUUUCUGGGUCGUGAGAGGAGUGUAGAAUUUGGUCAAAAUCUCCUGCUGAUUAAUGAUUUUUUACCGACCAUAUGGUAGCUUCGGUUCAGUGAGUGAUUUUACGGAAAGUUUAAAUAACUAGUAGAAAACGGUUUUCAAUUCGAAACAAACCGCAGUUUCGUUAUCAAAUUAAAUAAGUGUUAAACCUGAUGUGUCAGUGCACUGCUUUGGCCCUGUUGGUGCUAAUCGAAAAAGAAAAUAAAUUUAAAUAUUGACUGUGUCUGUUUUGUCAUAUUUUUUGCCCUGAAACGUCGCCGCAGUUACAGUUGAGCUAUUUGGUUUUUUUCUGCUGUUGUGUUGCCGUGACUGGUUGCCCGUUGGGGGCCUCUUAUACGGGUGUUUUGUAAAUAGGGCUCGGAAAAACGAGGUACUGAGGAAAAAUAGAGCUUUCACUGUCGUUGUGCGCCUAGCUGUGUGCUUCUGGUUUUACAUUGUUGUUGGUUGAUGUGCCAUUCAAGUCUGUCGCAACUGUCACAGCGCUAUCAAAAUACACGAGUUUAAGUGACAACUAAGCACAGAACCGACGGUACACAAGAACAGUAACAAAACACAUCACCGAGGCAAAAAAAGGAAAUUGUUAAACACUUGUGCACGAGAAGCUACGCGGCGGCGGGAACGUUGAUGUAGAGACUUUUUUCUGCUGGAAUUCAAGAAACUUGUGCAAGAGCCAUAAAUCGUUAUUCGUCCUGGAAGCGCAGUCGUGCGACCGCAUUCAAUACGGUUGAACCGAACCAGGCCAGGACAACAUGCGACGAUACGGUGUGAAGACAGCAGCAAAGUCGUUCAACUAGGGACGAGAGAGAGGAACCAGCGCGGACCGAGAGAGGUGAGCUUCCGGGGUACAUCCAUCAAUAAAACAGCGAGGCCCAAUAUUGCCUGUGGAAGCAUGAAGUCAAUCAAUAGAUGGCAACGCAAUUUAACCAAUGACCGUUGGAAACGGUAAACCCAUCUGACCUCGGGAAGAACCUGCUAGGCUGUCACUGUCACCGCAAUGGACCAUCAUGGGCUGUACACGGACAUAUCGAACAGUUUCCCGGGCAGUAGAGUUCUGCCUAAUACUAAUGUGAAGUACCACCAGCAUCACCUCCCACAAAUCCCUCCCCAGCCACCGCCAUUACAGAGCAACAACAUCAACGGGCAAGGCGCUAACCCACAGGUAUAUCAUUCCCAAUCACAACAGCAAACCGCAGCAAGUUAUGGUCAUCAACAGCAAAAGGUACAAAGUCAACACGUCGAGUCCGACCCGAUAGGCAGUGAUCUAUAUCAGGAUGCUGCUGGUUUAUUUGAUACGACCAACGCUCUGUGCACCACCAACAGUAGUAGUAGUAGUGGUAGUAAUAGUCAUAGUGGUAGUAAUAAUAACUAUAGCAACCAUAGCAGCAACAGCAACGUUAACAAUAGUAAGAGCAUCGAGUUCACUUCGCGAAAGUUCGAAACCAAUACAGGCGACAGUAUAACGUACAAUAUCAAUAACAUAAACACGAAUAUCGUGAAUAAUAUUAGUGGUGGCGGUUUAGGAGCAAACAGUGUUCAAGGACUGAACCCAGGGCAGGCCGCUAUCACCGGUGGGCCGUCGACGGAUUUUCUCGGAAACCCACAGUUUUCGAGCUCCGGUGGUAACGCUCAGAUCUCGUUUAACAAGGAAAGUGAUACCAAUCCAACGAUCAUUAACAUUAGCAAUAAUAAUCAUAAUAUUAUGGCACCACCCUAUCCGUACCCGUAUCAAACGAAGAUCUCCGGAAUGGGUGCGUUAAAUGAACUGAAUACUAAAUUUGUCCCCAACCCUGCUUGGGCGGCCUCUGGAACAUCCCACAAUGUCGGUGAUUUCAGUCAUGAAAACACCAUUAUUAGUAAUUUUGAAGCAAAAAAUCCAAACAAAUAUCAUACGAAUCGUGCCAACUACCGAUAUCAGCAAGAUUUCGUUCAGUCGAACCAGCAGCCUCAGACUGCUACCCACUACCCGCAGCAUAAUUACGGUCUUUAUCAUCCGGAAGGAGCUCAGGCUACUUCGAUUCAGCAACCUAAUGGUCACUACGGAUACGAACCGUAUCCACAUAUCGUACGCGGCAAAUAUCCCUCAAUGGAGGAAGCAAGCCGCUAUGGACGCAACCAUCAGCAUAUUUCCGCUAAUCACUCUCAGACACAUCCUGAACUGAUGUACAACGAAAGAUCUCGGUACCCAAAUAAUUUUACCAGUGGCUAUGUACCGCCAGCCCCAGGUCAUUACCCAACCGCUCAACCAAGCAAAAAUAUUCUAAACCCAAACGUAGAGUAUUUCAACAGCGGUUAUAUCAAACAAAUUCAAGCAAUGAAUCACCACGCAGCUAAUCCCUAUGUGUCCAACAGGCCAACUUACCCUCAUCAGGCUUCAGCUCUACCAAACUACCACCACCAAAACUAUCACCUAGGAGCCUUUGAAGAUCCCUAUCACCACCGAACUCGAGUUCCUAACAUUUCGCACCACAUAAAUGAGCCACACCUUCAGCAACACUAUCCAAACUAUACCAAUCAUGUACCAAAUCUCCCGGUUUAUCCGCCGAACCACAAACUCACCUUCAGUAAGACAACCAAUGACUUCUAUGCGCCCAACAUUCAGCAGAAUCCCUACAGCAAUCCACUAUCCCACCCGACAGCUCCGUCUGUUCAUCACGCACCGCAAUACAACAUCAAAUACACCUCGCAGACCAUUGUACCCCCACAUAACCAACCGAAAAUACACGGUUAUUCCAUUCCACCUACCGCUAGCCAGCAACCAACCCAGAAAGCCACAAAUAGCUGCUAUUACGACACACCGAACCCCGUUAUUGAUAUGAACCACCCACUGGUAGACCUGGAGGAGCAGAUCAACAGUGUCAAGAUUCUGAAAACCAGACAAGAUGCAACGGCGACUUUACCGGCCAACUACAACAACCAGCAAGCGCUCAGCUAUGACUGUCAGCAGAAGUAUCUUAUGAAUCAUGGAUACAUGACUCCGAAGGCUACACCAAACUCCAUAAAUUACAUCGCCAACGGUCUAGCCAAUAGUCAUCCCACCAAUCCAACCAACUACGGCUACACCACUAUGGAAGAUCUUGGUCUCGGUUCCCGUAGCUUCACGCUGGAUGAAAAUUUAAAGGAUAAGAACCUCCGUGACUACCUGAGCAGUUGGAAUGAAACCGAAGAAGAGGAGUCCAGUAAUGCUGCUGCUGCUGCUGCAGCUGUUGCAGCAGCUGCUGCUUCAGCAGCUAGUGUUGCGGGAGCAUUAGAAACGAAGGAAACCAACAACAAUCAACCGACUUACCAAAACUUUGAAUCCUGUAAAUACCUACAGGAAGAACUGAAUGAGCAGCUGCCACCCCUGCACAGCGGAGUAAUUGUAGCAAAUGUACAGAAUGGCGGAACGCCGCUUCCGGAUAUUCUUUCCGAUCUGGACAAAACCAAAGAAGAACUGAAGACUGGCCAGGAAACAACCGAAGUGGGCGAAAAGCUGUACAUUUUGGAAACGUACGAUGUGCCACAUUCGGAACUGAACAAAUACAAACACCUGAACGUAAUCAAUGAGUUGCCUAAAAAUGUCGUCCCAAUUCACGACAGUGCCGACUCGCUGAAGUUCUUGGAGGAAAUUGAGUCCAACCGGGAAAAGUACUAUCAAACCGAGCUGGAAUCGGAGGUAGUAUACGAUGAUCGGAAGAAAGAAGAGGAAAAGAAAGAAACGAAAGCGGCAAAAGCUGCAGCUGAAGUGAAAGAACGACCGGAGAAGGCGAGUUCACCUGUGCUCGAGUCAAAACCUCGAGACGAAGAACCACUUAAGGAAGAGAAGAGAAUAACUGAACCGACAGCGAAAACCAAAGACGAUGCAGAUGCAUUCAAAGUGCCUAGUUGCGUUCCAAAGUACAGAAAACGAAGACACUAUCAUUACGAUUAUCCGCGUUUUCCGAAAAAGGCUAGACGUUCGAGUAUUGAAGAUUUUCUGUACCUGGACGUACCGAAACCGGUAACGAAAAAGAACCCCAAGAGGCUGUUGACUCUUUGUGUGGCUACGCUAAACUCGCGGGCUUUUAGACGAUAUGCAAAGGAAGAUAUUGCUCGAAGGAAGGAAGCAGAGUUGAGUGUGAUUGUGCAUCAGCGGGUGGAAGCUGAUUCAGACAAAAGUAUCGAUGAUGUCGAUGAAACCACUGUGGUUGGUACGGAGUGUUUGGAUUCAGUUGCAGUAUUAGAAGCUAAAGAUGGAAGUGAUGCACAAGAAAAACCGACCGUUGAAGUGAUCGAUGAAGAAUCGGAUAAAAGUGAUGGUGUGGUAGAAUUGGCAGAGUCUGAACACAGCGAUCAGCAUACAAUGGAAUUGUCCGAAGAGCUAUCUACGCCAGUAGAUAUGCCACAGGGGGUGGAGUCAUCCAGACGGAACGAAGAAGAGUUAACGGAAGGCUCGGAGCAACCGAUUGAGACUACAGUUGACGUUUCUCCACAAGAAAUGGACGCCACUAUUUCUGAAAACGAUGUUUGCGACAAUGUUGAAAACUAUAUACUAGAAAGAGUUGAAACUAAUAGCAUUGAACAUGCGGAGGAGAAAAACCAACUACAUGAAGUGGUGGCACAGGAAGAAUCAAUUGAACUGCCCAACUGCAAAGAAAUUGAGGGUCAGCAAGAAUCAAUUGAUCACCCCAAAUGCAAAGAAGAGUUGGCGGAUGAAAAGUUAACAGAAGCUAAAGAAGACGACGUUAUUCCGGCUACUGUUGAUCUCACCGAGUCCGAUAUGGAUGACGAUGUGUUCGAGGACAACCCCACAGCAAGUCCUCUCCCCUCUCAGCCCCAUUCUCCCUCAUCAGCGUAUUCAACGUCAUCUUGCUCAUCAAGUUCAUCUGAUGACGAAACGGACAGUUCAUCGGAUGAAGAGACCGAAACAGAAUCAGAACCAGAAUUAACGGUGAUCAACCACAAUUCGCCUGAAAAAGUGAUAACACCAGAACCGACAGCAGUCAUUGUUGCGGCUGAAGCACAUCAAGUACCUGUAAUACGGAAAAUCGAAAGAAUUGCUUGUACGGAAGUUGAAAACAAGCAAAUGGAAUCACGUACGUUUAGUGUACCAUGUCUUCGUGACAUUGCUGAAGCUGCAUUUAACAGAUACAAACACACCUACGUCUAUCGACCUGUUCCGACAUUACGGCGGAUGUGUUAUGAUUUUCUUCUCUCAAAUGAUCUUUUGCCGCAACCGGAAUCGCUGCAAACCAUAUGCGAAAAGUUCAUUUGCAACAAUCGGCAUAUAUUUAUCAUCGAAGAAGUGCGGCAUCAGCCGGAACGACUGCAAGAUAUUUGUCAACGAGUUGUUGAUGAAACGAAUAUCAUUAUCGAUGUCAACAAUAUCUGCAUAUUUGAUGGAGCAGAGUUGCUACACCAGCAGGACAGACAGCAGGAAGAGGAGAAAGGUCGCGUAUUCAUUGUGGAAGAUGGACGCGGAUCGAUUGCGGAUCUUCUCACAGAUAAUGAAGACAUGGAUGCCGAGGUGACGCUGAUGCCCGAGGAUAUCGGCGAAGAGCACGAUAUAUUCCUGGACAGGACAGUCACCACCGAUCACGGCUGUCAGGUAAUCAUGGAGAGUCAUUCGCUUUCGGAUAGUGAGAAUGAAAUCUACAAGAAGGUAGAACAGGAAAUUGAAAAAAUGAUGACUACCAGUUCCGAUGAAGAAGAUGACAGUGCGAAGGAAUGCCAAACAGCUCUAGAUGCUGAGUCGCUGAGAAAUGAGUUUUUCUCUUUCGUCGAAGACGAUUGCAUUCAGUACGAGGAGGUGAUUCCAGUGGAUAAGGAGGCAUUUAGAAGGGAUAGUUUGAUUAGAGAUCUAAGGGUGAAAUAUAUUGGUAUAAGGAGUAUUUCCAGGGCGUUACGAUUAAAGCUGCUUAGGAAAUACAUACACUACGGCCGGUUUUUUAAGACAAAAGAUAACAAGGUGUUGCCGAGGAGUUGGUUCUUUAGAAGAUUGUCAGCUUGUUUGCAGAAAAAGAUUGACACUAUGUUGCGACAAGCAGUAAUCAUCGAGGACAGUGAUAGUAACAGCAGUUCAACGUCCAGUAUAGUUAGUUCGGUUGUCAGUCGGAGCAGCCGCAGCAGUAGCAGCAGCAGUAGUAGCAGCAGUAGUAACGCCACUAGUACGGAAACCAUCAGUAGUUCCGAAAACGAGGCAACUACAGCAGAAGCUGUGAUAAUUGAGAAAUCCAGAGAAAGUUUUUCGGAUGACCAUUCCAAUCAAUCGGGAAAUUCGGCUCCUAAAAAGUUGAUCGAAAACAACAACAAUCAUCAAAAAGAGAAUCGGAUACUGAAACCAUUCACCGUAGAAUCUCAGCACCUUCACAAUGAGGAAGACAGUAAUAGCAACAGCUCGGGAAGCCGAUCGCGGACCAGUAUACGCAGAUCACCAAAUGUUCCACCGCUGUUAAAGAAGAAAAAACCUAGCUUUGAAGAAAGCCUUCUUAGUAUCGAGCAGAUUUACAAGAAAAACUGUAGUCCAACACCAUCCACAGCGAGCUCAAACUCAACGCAUUCCUCAACUGCUAGCCGAAAGCGUCGCUACUCAACUAACUGCCGCCCGAACGUGAUCGUCAAUGUCAAUAACAAUCGCGAAGCGCCUCGGAAACUCAUAAUUCCGUCGUACAAAAUUUUCGACCAAACGCUCACGAAGAACUUGCCCAAUGAAGAAGUAACGAGGCUAUCGAGAUCAAUCAGUCGAACGCAGAGUAGAAGCAACAGCAGCAGCAGCAGUGGCAGCAGCACCAAUAGCAACCCCCAGGCCAGCUAUACCCAGCGAAACAGUGGACUGAUUCGCGUUAACUAUCCAAAUAAACCGGCAAAUUCGAUCAAGAUCGCAGCGGGCAAUGGCGCAAGUUCACGAUCGCGUGUUCCAGCAGCGCUGGCUUGCCUAGAUCAACGCUUUCCCUACGUCCGGCUAGAACGUAUCGAUUACGUGGAAAAACUAGCAGAACAAUACCGCAAACAGCAGAGGCAACAGCAGCAGCAGCAAUUUUCAAAGCAGCGGCAACGGCGGAAAUCGACCUUCACGUAGUCAUCCGUAAUCACCGUUACCAUUAUAGCUGUGUAGUUUAGUGUGUAAUCGUCGCGGACGUGGAUGCCGCGUGUGUUGCGUGUCCAACGUGCUUAUCAAGGGCUGUUUGUUUCUGGUUAUAGUUUUGCAGUGCAGCAAUUUGCUGUUGCCACCACUGACUGGCACUGGCACUAGCCGGUGGUGCUGCCUGCAAGAUAUGUACUAUUUUUUUGUUCUAUGUUAUUGUUUGUUCCUACCUACAUUAGUGUGAUAUCAAAAUCUGCCCGCCGCCGGCAGCCGCCUGGUGGCAGUGAUUUUGUUCGCGUACUCAUGUACCUACCCAUGUAGGUACGUAUGCGCGACUCGAACAAGCCGAGCGAACCAUGAGGCGGAAAAUAGACUAUUUUCUGCUCGACCGUGGACUGAUUAAGCGUGUCCCUAAUGUGGCUGCGCGCUCAAAUUCUGGAACGUAGUUGGCACUGAGAGUUGACCUUCGCGGUUACAGUCGGCCCGGGCCGUGCAAAUUGUGGUCUGCUUAAGAUGAAAGUUCAUGAUGCAGUGGUGUAAAAGUAAAAAAGCAUUUUACCUUCAGGUCAUUUCGUUGAAAAGCAUGAUGUUUUGAGAAAGUGCUUUUUUGCAAUUAAAAAACUAUAGUGGAAAAACAGUAAUACCAUACACAGUUGUUUUUUGGCCAUUUUGUCCUCAGCUUUCAGGCUGCGUCAGUUAAGAGUUACUUGCAGAUUGUGUCAUGGCAUGAUAAAAAUAACAAUCCAUACGAAAUCAAAAAACCUUGUUGCCUAGUCAGCAUUCUGAUAGAAAGACCACUCACGAAGAACUAUUCAUGAAAUGUUCCUUUUUUUGGUCUGACAUUUUGGUUUAAGACAUUUCAAUUCGAAGAAAUUAAAUUUCGUAACAUGGACGCGAUAAAUAAAAACAAUGUUUUCCAACUAUUUAUUGGUUCAGGUGUCAAACGUUAUAUUGCGAUUAACGAUAAACACCAAAGAAACUGAGAUCCAUGAGAGGGUACUGUUGCUGCGCUGAGUAAAUUUAUUGUCGUGCAAAAUUGGGCUGUUUCCAAUAUGUACAAUAUGUGUUACAAAGUAACGACAUCUGUUGUAUUCAAUAGGGAAACAUUGAUAGUUUCAAGCAUAUUCUCACGCCAACUUCUGUUCUUUAUUAUCAGAAACUAGAGGUGGUGUCCUAUUGUUCAAAAAGGUUAAAAAAUAUAACAGCUAAAAGUAACUUUUACCCCAAUGCCCUUCUGGCAUACAAAAAAAAACUUAGCAAUAAAUAAAAAAUCUGAUUAAAAAAAUAUAUGGUCGCAGUGACCACAUGAAAAACAUGCCAAAAAACGGUAUUGAAAAAUUGGAUUGAUUUCACGAUAUUUAUAUUGGGGUUAAACUCUACUAGCGAAUUUCUGCCCAUUUUCGGUUAAGAAUUACAAACAAAUAGUAAACAAUCUUGGAAUAAAAUUUUCAUUCCAAAUUAUAAAUUUCUAAUAUUAUUUAUUAUUUAUAUAUUUAUUAGUAACAUAAAGGGCGUUGUGAUCAAAAUUUGAACAAAAAUGUAUGUGAUGUAAAUUGUUGAAAUUUUCUGUUUGAAAUAUCAAAUUAAUUUUCUUAUUGACAUUUAAUUGCUAUAAAAUAUGGAAUCAAUAUCCGGUCUUUCGUUUAAUUCCUACUCUCAGAUUCUGUACAGCCACCUCGUCGACUUUGUUUACCGCAGACCAUCGGUUUGCCUAAAAAUUGCUUCUCGCUUCCAACAGUUUUUACAGCUGCUUGAUGAUGGCGACAUGCCGCUCCGUGCAUUUUGUUCCGAAAAGGCUGGAUAUCAAAUCUGGCCAAAACAGCACGGAACAAUCGUGUUGCUUUAGGAUUGGCAGCAGACGUUUUACUAGACACUCGGUUAGGUAAAUUUCCUGGGUGACUGAUGAUCCCGAUUGCAAUUAAAAUGUCGCUUUUCAAGCCUGCCAAACCAGAUAUUUCUUAGCAAACUUUGACAGUUUCAUAUGCUUAUAAAUAUCAGCCUUCCGAUUGCCGUAUAAAGCUCCUGCCCAGCCAGGCUUCGCCGUCCAUCACUACACGAUCGAACUUCGUCAGCGUCGUCGUGUACAACUUCCGGGAUCGUGUUUUGGCCGUCUUGCUUUAUUUGUCGGUGCGGUUUGAAAUCAUUAUUUUCUUAUAAGUCGAUAUUCCGGUUUGUUUUUUAGUUAGAUGCACGGUUGUAUACGAUUCAACCCGAUUUACAAUAUGCUUCCGCCAAUUCCAUAACUACCUUACACUUACCAGGCCCAAACCGUUGCUGGUUUUUGCCAGAUUUUCAGUAAUUCGAGUUGCAAGAAGAACCUCACUUAUAAUUUCAGAUAUAAUUCCAUAUUUGCCGUGAGUAAAACUUGCAAGAGUUUUUGCGGGAAACGCUUCCUAUCGGACAAAUUGAUUGCCAGAUUUUUUCCUGAAACUUUUAUCCAAGAUAUUCAAAAAAACUUAUUCGCAACACUAACCAAGUAACAAUUUGGGUUUUAUUAUACUCUUAUGAUCACAUUUAAGACGAAAAUUAGUCUUGAAGACCACCAUAAGAGUACAAUAAAACUCACAUUGUUGCUUGGGUAGUUUCUACCUAUACCUCAAAUCACAUUUUCAAAGAAAAACUACACUGUUGAAAAUCAUAACAAGAGGGUAAAAAUUACAAAUUGUCAACUUAACUGAUAACCAAUAGGAAUGAAGAAUGUAAAGACUUUUUUACAGUUUACACCCAUCACCCAUUACACAAAUAACGGUGUAACGGUUGAAUAAACCACUCUUCAAAUAAAAUGUAUGGUGGGCAGCUAUAGUCAAGCACGUUAGACGCUGCUAAAACAGAAUAACUUUUCAAUUAUUGACAACUGGCAAUAAUCGUGACGACCACUAAGAUGACUGACAAGACAAAUGCCAACAAUCACCGAAACAAUAUCGUCAACUCCUGUGCAAACUUAAUCCACCAGUUUUGUCACCGAAAACAUCACACAUCACAACGCUAAAUCAGUUUUACCAUGCCACCCACCACCACCAGCAGCGGUUGGUCGCAACGUGCACACUUUAUAAUUUUCCUGGCGUGUUGUUUUGACGCGCCACCACAUGAAAAGCGGAUUUGUACUUACUCCCGGAGACCGGACCCAUGCUGAGAGUUCGUUUCCAAUGCAAAGCUCAUCAACGUCAAUCGAGCACCCGUCACUACCAGUUAUUCGAGCAGUUUGAAUUGGCACUGGUAGCGUUACCAUCAUCUACAGCUUGCCCCAAUGGUUCGUGUCUACGGAAGACUGUUUGCUCGAACGUUAUUACCGGUUGAUUUCAUGGUGGAUAUACGACCACGUGUUUGUAAUAAAUAAUGCAGGCAAAUAAGAAAAACAAAAUAUUUAAUAGAAAAGUAUAUAUUUUAGUCAAUCGUAAGGUAUUAAGGAUAUUUGCUAGAAUUCAUGCUAGGUCAUUCUUUCGAUUGUCAUCUGACUUUGAAGUCCAAUGGACUUAUACACACACAAAAUAAAAACGGUUACUUUCAUCUAGCUUUCCAUCUAGUCAGUAGAAGAAAUCAUUUAUCAACAAAUACAGAAGAAACCGAAACGUUUCUUUCUCUGAAGCUGUGGUGUUUUUUUGGUAAGGUUUUUUAGCAUUAGUAUACGUUUUAGCCGGUAGAUUUCCACAACCUAAUCACAAACUGUAUCAACAGAUAAAUGCAUUCCGAUUUUAAGUUCCUAGGAAAUAAGUUUUUAUAUGUAAUAAAUACACAUUUUUACCACCAAGAUUUGCAUAACAUCAUAAUCUGAUUCAUGCAGGUUAUCGUAAAUUGUCAAUAGAGUGCUUGGUCUAUACAAUAUAUAUUUCGAUUGUAGAAUUUGUAGAAGCAACAGUCGACCACGAAAGCCUAUACACAAAAAGAAAAUCAGCAACCAAAAAAUUACAUUUACACAGUAGUGCCUUGAAUGCCACCAGAGUUUGAAAACAACGGCUGAUCUGUCGAUAUUACCGCGGUAAGAUUUGGCAAAGAAAAAAUCGAUGUUUGGAUGUACAAGUACGAAUAGCUUUUUUACAGACAAAAAAACAAAACGUGUAAUGUUGAUAUUUUACCUAUACACAUUAAGAAGACUUUUUACGGUCAAAAAAAGAAAAAUACAACGCAACUUUGUCGCUUGGUAUAAAUAUAUUGAAAUAAUAAAAUAUGCGGUGGCAUUUAUUGUAGAGAGAAAUAAAACUAGUACAGACAUCACUUACAUGAAAAUAGAGUUGAUAUUUUUAAACAAAAGCAGCGUGCAUUCACGACCGGAAGCAGCGAGGCGCUGAAUGCAAGACAGCAUAUAAGAAGAUAAUAUUAGCCAAUCGUAAAUAUACUUAUCCUUUGGAAGGUACAGCUGGCUCUAUUUCAGCGGCCAGAUUUAAGACGUGAGUAUUGUAUAUCUAUUUUUUAUCGUGUAUGGUAAACCUGUUGUUUGAAGGUAAUGCAAAACAAAAAUAAAAUAAAGAUUUUCAUUUUUGAA